UUCCUCUUGUCCCGGAACGAGCAUGCCUACCCUUUGCAGGCAAGUUUGGGUCUCUCACGCAGAGGAAACCAAAAGUAGUGAGAGGGAGGGAAAGCAGAGCGGGCCAAUCAGGGGCAGGGUGAGGCUCAAAACCAGCAGGCUCCCCAGGGAACCCCACCGAGGCCGGAGCCAUGGCGGAGCUGCAGCAGCUGCAGGAGUUUGACAUCCCCACGGGCCGGGAGGCUCUGCGGGGCAACCACAGCGCCCUGCUGCGGGUGGCCAACUACUGCGAGGAUAACUACGUGCAGGCCACAGACAAGCGGAAGGCAUUAGAAGAGACCAUGGCUUUCACCACCCAGGCCCUGGCCAGUGUGGCCUACCAAGUGGGUAACCUGGCUGGGCAUACUCUUCGAAUGCUGGACCUACAGGGCGCUGCCCUGCGGCAGGUAGAAGCCAAGAUCAGCACGCUGAGCCAGAUGGUGAACAUGCAUAUGGAAAAGGUGGCCAGAAGGGAGAUUGGCACCUUGGCUACCGUCAUGCGGCUGCCUCCUGGCCAGAAGGUCAUCCCUCCCGAGAGCCUACCUCCCCUCACUCCCUACCACAGAAGACCCCUCAACUUUGGCUGCUUGGAUGACGUUGGCCAUGGAAUCAAGGACUUGAGCACGCAGCUGUCGCGGACCGGGACCCUGUCUCGCAAGAGCAUCAAGGCACCUGCUACACCUGCUUCCGCCACGCUGGGGAGACCACCCCGGAUCCCCGAGCCGGUGCAGCUGCCCUCCGUGCCCGACGGCAAGCUCUCCGCUGCCUCCUCCGCGUCUUCCUUGGCCUCGGCGGGCAGUGCGGAAGGUGCCGGUGGGAUCCCCCAAUCCAAGGGACAGGCAGCACCUGCCACCCCGCCCCCUCCACCUCUAGCUCCUGCCACCCCGCCCCCUCCACCUCUAGCACUGGCAACCCCGCCUCCUCCAGCAGCCUCCGCUGAGGUCUUCUUACCGCCUCCUCCGCUGGACGUGUCCCAGUCCCCUCCAGAAGCAGAGCUGCCCCUGCCCCCUCCUCCAGCUCUGGAGGGGGAUGAACUGGGGCUGCUGCCUCCGCCCCCACCAGGUUUUGGACCAGAUGAGCCCAGCUGGGUCCCUGCUGCCUACUUGGAGAAAGUGGUGACAUUAUACCCAUACACCCGCCAGAAGGACAACGAGCUCUCCUUCUCCGAGGGCACCGUCAUCUGCGUCACACGCCGCUACUCCGACGGCUGGUGUGAGGGGGUCAGCUCAGAGGGCGCUGGAUUCUUCCCAGGGAACUACGUGGAGCCCAGCUGCUGACAGAUCCGUCCCUGCACCAACCCAGCACUGCCUCAGUGGGCCUCCUGAGUCCCAAGAAGCCAGCUCCGCAGCCAAGGCUGGACUAAGGACCUGUCUACCUCUUGGGCUGUGAAUGGUGUUCGGUCCCUGCUCCACACAGCAGUGGGGAAGUGUGUGUCUGGGGU
Messenger RNA from Peromyscus maniculatus bairdii (prairie deer mouse), 1459 nucleotides. The record is from RefSeq and is a predicted model, not a curated record. Lineage: Eukaryota; Metazoa; Chordata; Mammalia; Rodentia; Cricetidae.